GAAAAGGAAACAAAUUGUUGAACUUGAGAAGAUGCGACAGGAAAAGGAACUGCUUCUUAAGGAGGAAGCUGCUGCAACCCAAGCUGCGUUAGACGCCAUGAAGAAAGCUCAUGAGACAGAACUGAAGAGGGAAAGAGAAAAGUUUGUUGCUCAACUCUCACUCACCUACAGUCAUGCUGAUAUUCAAGAUAUGCAGAAGAAACACGAAGAGGAGAUAGCCUUCAUACAAAGCGAAUUGAUGAAGUUAUCCGAACAGUUCACAGUUAAAUGCAUCGAACAUGCAACACUCGUUGAACGAAUGAAAGCACAAACUUCACUACUGCACCAAUGCAGGCACAGGGUUCAGGAACUUAUUGAGAGGAACGAGGAACUAACGUCACACUUGAAACAAGAAGUUGAGCUGAUGAACAAAAAAUUAAAUAAUUGUUACUCUGGUGACCAGAACUUCAAGGAAAUCGUGAAGCAUUUGCAGCAGUCUGAACUGAUGCAGGUGAGAGAGGCCUUAUUCUCAACUCAACUGAAACUUCAAAUCAAAAAUGAUGAAUUAAAAGAACUGGGCGACAAAUACAACCAGCUAUAUGCGGUUGUAUGUCGAAGCAAACAAAGCAACAACGGUAUCCAUAGUGGUAGCGGCGACAGCAGUAUUGGUGGUAGCUGCGGUGGAUGGAGUAGUAGUAGUGGUAGAGGCGGUGCGUAUCUAUCAAGAGAAAGUCUGGCUGAGUUAUCUGCUGAAGCUGUUUCAACUGCCGAUGACAAGGAUCUCAUAUUUGAUUGGUCGUUUCCGAACGCGACCUCACGCCUGAUUGAUCCGAAAGAAUUGCCCAAGGACAGUUUAAGCAAUCCAAUGAUGACGAGGAAAACGUCAUGGAAGUUUAAAAAUAAGAGCAAGCUAUCUUCUCAGAAAAAAGACAUUAACAUCGCUAACAAUAACAGCAAUGAAUCGAGCAAUAAUAGUAAUAACAAUAAUAAGAAUAGUAAUAAUGAUAACAAUAAUAAUUAUGACAAUGAUGUUCGUUCUAGAAGGUUGUUUCUAGAAAAAUCGAAAUCAGUCGACUCCGACCACUCCAUCUUAUCGACGUUCAUUCCCGAUGGCGUCAGCGAUGAUGACGUAAGCAGCGCCAGCCACAACAGCCACAAUAACGUCAAAAAUAAUAAAAAUAACAAUAACGACAGUAAUAAUAAUAAUAAUAAUGUUAGCGGUGUAGAUGAUUUCAAUGAAGUUGUAAACCUCACCAACGUUGAUUGCCAAAUCAUCGGAAAAAGUAAAAAUGAAGAUGAUAUUGAUGGUGAUGAAAAUGAUGAUGGUGAUGAUGGUAAAGAAACUGGCGGUUAUGAUGAGCAUAUUGGAAAAAAUUUAAUCGAUUUCUCCGAUAUGGAAAGUAAAUUCCAUGUCGGCAAACAUGGUUCAAAAUCAUACAUUCACCCUAGAAAUGUUUACGGGGUUUCUAAUAAUAAUGAUGACGACGAUAUGAAACAUCAUGUGAUCUUAAUUCUACUCAUUAUUUCAAAAAAAUAUGUUAAUGAGCUGGAAAAAAUUAUUUUGUGCCUGCUAUAGUGAACAUUUUCUGAAUGUCCAACUUUUUAUAAUGAUAACGUGAGAUCUUUUUGUUCGUGCUUAACUUGCCCUCUAAGAAAUUUUUAUGAAUGUUUAUUCAUUGUAAUAUUUUAUCAUUAAACAUUUUAUUAUUAAUAAUUUUUAAUACAUUAAUAAUGUUAUUUAUUCUUAUUCAGUUGGUAUAAUUAUUAUUGUACGUAUGUUAAUUAACCAUAUCAGUUUCAAGUGAGUUUUUCUGUAGCAAAGUUGUAGCCUUCUGAAUUUGACUUUGUGAGCAAUGCCACGAUCAAUGCAUUGGUGAUUUUUGAAGCAGCAUUAGUAAACUGAUUAAAAGUUAUUGAAUUGUCUUUUUUUCUCAUUAACAAAUAUUUAUUUCUAUUGCAUAUUUUAUUUAUCCUAAAGCAUAUCAUUUGGUGCGUUCUUAAAAUUGUGAGAAUUUUGAGAGAAUA
Helobdella robusta is the source of this 2004-nucleotide messenger RNA. RefSeq lists its product as hypothetical. Gene Ontology annotation, cellular component: actin cytoskeleton. The transcript is spliced from 9 exons. Bases 32 to 1555 code for a protein of 507 amino acids. The record is from RefSeq and is a predicted model, not a curated record. Gene Ontology annotation, biological process: actin filament organization. NCBI's taxonomy places the organism in Eukaryota, Metazoa, Annelida, Clitellata, Rhynchobdellida, Glossiphoniidae. Gene Ontology annotation, molecular function: actin filament binding.